Messenger RNA from Paramuricea clavata, 5433 nucleotides. Lineage: Eukaryota; Metazoa; Cnidaria; Anthozoa; Malacalcyonacea; Plexauridae. The record is from the annotation of a GenBank genome assembly.
CGAAGGUCUGGGGCGAGUAUUGCAAAAUACAAAAUUAUAAAUUUUUGAAGUUUAGUUUUGUUUUAUUUUCGCCAAAAAUGCUAAAUUCUAGGCGUUUUAUUCCUGUUUUUGUAAAACGAGUUCGCGUGCUGCAAACUAGGAGAGCCUUUGGACGAAUUUCCGUGCGAACGACCGCUCAGGCUGCGAGAACAGUGCAAAAUAUUUUACCAAGGUGAGUUCGAGUUGGUAGUGUCAGCUGCUGUUUCUGUUGAUAGUCUUGUGGUAUUUAGCUUGAUUGUCUUGUUUCUUUGCUGUUUAGAAGUUCUUCCAAGUUAUGUUAUACAUCAAGGGUUCAAAAACAAUCGCGAUAUUUUAGCAAUGAUGGUAUGUAUUUGUGCAUGGUAUAUAUGUACUGUAUGUAUGAACCAUGAGGAAUUUCUACACGCGUAAAAACGCUCAGGUUGAUGCAAUACUGAUGAAAACAGGAUUGAACAAUGUUUUGCUGCCCACAUUGUUCACAGUUGUCAACAAUAUUGAACAAUAUUGUUACACCCGGAUUCAGGCUCAACAAUAUUGUUCAAUAUUGUUGACAAGUGUGAACAACGUGGGCAGCAAAACAUUGUUCAAUCCUGUUGAGCAGCGGGCUCGGCGUUUUUUGCCGUGUAAUAAUCCAGGUGUUCUAUAUAUUUACUAUUCAAUUUUCAAAAUCUUGGGUGCAAUAUGUAAUCUUUCCAGUCAAGAGCAUAGCAGUUUGAGAUUAAGGUUGACAUUAAAGAGAAAACAUGACAGACUUGAUUUUGUUUGCAUGAGUCAUUUCAUGAGUGUAAAUGACUUUGCCUUGAUGAGAAAUUUUGCAGGAAUCUUGCUAGAAAUCAGGAAUGGCAAUCAAUGCAGUUUAAGUCAUUAAGUGGCAGCACUCUCCCCCUGACAAGUAAAAUUGUCUGGCAUUAGACAGAGUAAAAUACUAAAGUAGGGCACAAAUAUAUGCAAGGUUAACAGAUACAUGGGCAGAUAUAGUCUGAUUAACCCUUUGAGUGGCAGUACUUUCCCCUUAACCUUAACAAGUAAAAUCAUCUCAGGCAAAAGACAAAAAAAAAGUACUGGGUGCAUCAGGGCACAUUGCCACUUGAAGUGCUAAUGUUUGUGAUUUGCAAGCAAAAAUGGUUGUCGUGUGUAACGGCUCAAUUUUAUACAUGUAUCACCUGUGUUGAUAAACGUUUGUGAGCUUAAACCUCUCGAUUACUUUCACAGCUCUUCCAUCUCAUAUCCGUGUCCCUCUCCCGGCAUUGUCGCCGACGAUGGAAGCAGGUACGGUUGCCAGUUGGUUGAAAGAGGAGGGAGAGAAACUAGAGGAAGGCGACGUCCUGGCACAGAUUGAGACGGAUAAAGCAACGAUGGAAUUUGAAACGCCUGACGAAGGAUAUCUUGCUAAGAUUGUCGCUCCUGCUGGCUCUAAAGAUGUCCCUGUCGGCAAGGUAUGAUUUGAUGCUCAGUCGUAGGGAAUCUAAGGUUUUGGUGAAAGGAAAAUCCCUCUUUGCAAUCUCCAACUACAUUUGUCAAACACAGGGUUGAAAUAACAAUGUGCAAUUUUCACACCUUUUUUUGCUUGAAUAUUGAAAAUUCCAAAUCUCUUCCAGAUGAUGUGCAAACUUUAGUUUACAAUUAUUUUCUUGACAGCUUGUGUGUAUAAUUGUUGAAAACGAGGAGGAUGUGGCCGCAUUUAAAGAUUUCAAAGAUGACGAGAGUUCAGCACCUGCAACCCAGGUAUAGGCAUCUACUUCUGUAUGUAGAUGUAAUUGAGUCUAUAGCUUCCCUGUUCAGUUCAUUUCAAAUAACUUUCUUUUCAUUCUAUUUCAACAGCCAGCAGAAGCCGUCUCUGACCCCCCACCUGCACCACCUGUUGCAGCUGCUCCCCCCACAACUCCUCCUCCUACAACCCCUCCCCAGGGUGCUAUGCCCCAGGCUCCCCCACCAGCAAUGCCUCCUUCACCCAGUGGAAGAGUGUUUGCAAGUCCUUUGGCUCGGAAACUUGCCAGAGAAAAAGGCAUUAAUCUACCGGUAUGAAACUUCAGUCUCUUUAUUUUUGCCCUCAGAGAUCAAUGUAGUGUGUCAGUGGUUAGUGCAUCUGUCUUUCAUCUUUGUGACUGGGGAUUGGUUCCUGAAAUACGCAAUUGUUUGAUUAUAAUUUCACCUCAGUCACAUGUGAGAAAAGUUAGUUUAGUUUAGGUUUCCUCCUGUAGUAACACUGGAUCAAUAAGAGAUGAUUCUUACUGGACCUCUAGGAAGAACAGUUUAGAACUGAUAGAGCCAUCCAGUAUAAAAAAAGUUAGUCUAGUUUAGGUUUCUUCCUGUAGUAACACUGGAUCAAUAAGAGAUAAUCAUUACUGGACCUCUAGGGAGAACAGUUUAGAACUGAUAGAGCUAUCCAGUAUAAAUAAAGUUAGUCUAGUUUAGGUUUCCUCUUGCAGUAAUGAACUAAUAAAAACUAAAAUUUUUCUAGUCUUUGUCAGGUUCAGGUCCUGAAGGGAGAAUUAUUGCCAGUGAUGUCCAAACAGGUGCUCCAGUGACACCAGAACGACCUGUAGCUCCACAAGUUACUCCAGGUAAGAGUAACGUUGUCUGGUUAUCUGCACAUGUACACUACAGUAUAUCUGACCGUUCUGCUUGCAUUCUCUAGAAGGAGAAUUUACAGAUAUUCCUCUAUCAAAUGUCAGAAAGGUAAGCAAUAUUGUCUAGUUAAAAACUGCAGAUUGAGAGGUAUUCAACUACCCAAAAAAUGCAAGUGGCCCAGUGUAAAUUUAUGUGUGCAAAUGAUUCGUCUCUGGAUCUGAUCCAGUCAACUUCACAUUUGUAAUUAUUAAAACACGAGCAGGAUUGCUCUAUCAGAUAUAAAACUUGACGCAACAGCCGAGAGUUUUAUUUCUGGUAAAGCAUCGACUGCAAGUGUUUUAAAUGGCUUAAAAAAGGACCCAUCUUGUGAGUUUAUUGAGGAAGUAAUUUUAGAAAUAAACGUUGUCUAAGUCGAGAAAAUCAAAACUAAAGUUCACAUGAUUUUUAUCAGAUAUAAAACCACCGACAUGGCGACAUGGUAGUGAUUUCCUUUCUCUUUAUUAAUGAGUUUUUUUAACUUAAUUUAGGUGAUUGCCAAGAGAUUGUUAGAAUCAAAACAAACCAUACCACAUUACUAUCUAUCUGUUGAUAUUCAAAUGGAUGAUAUUCUUGAGUAAGGAGAAUGAUAAAAAUUCCUACUAUCUUUUCUUUCUGCAAUAUGUGAUUUUUAUUUAUGCAUAACAUACACGUAUUUGAAUUACUCAGUCAGUCUGCUCUCGUAUAUAUACAAAGCAGAUUUCAAUUCCAUUUCUUGCAGGCUUCGUAAAGAAUUAAACGAGCUAGGAAAAGCUGAAUAUAAGUUGUCAGUGAACGAUUUUAUCAUCAAGGCUUCAGCCUUGUCCUGUAAACAGAUCCCUGAAGCUAACUCGUAUUGGAUGAAUGAAUUUAUUAGACAGUAAGUGUUUGAACAGAGAGUUUUCUUUGGGAAAUGUAAAGUAAGUAAGUGAGUAAGUAGACACAGUGAGUGAUAGAGACUCUUCUUUUCAGAAAUCAUAAUGUUGAUAUAAGUGUAGCUGUGAGUACAGAUUCUGGUUUAAUCACACCCAUCGUAUUUAGUGCUGAUAAAAAGGUAGGUUUACAUAUAUCAAGAAUGUUUCGUUCUCUUAACAGUUUCCUAAAUGCUAACCAUCAACUCUCCAUGAGAAUUGUACAUUGAUAUUUCGUACUAUACAUAUCUUAAUUUUGCAGGGAUUGAAAAACAUAAAUUCAGAUAUAGCAUCACUAGCCGAGCGAGCGAGAGACAAUAAACUUAAACCUCAUGAGUUCCAGGUAGGACGUAAUAAUGUAAUUUUCGUAAUCAUCUCAGUUAUACUGUAUGAUUUCCUCUUUUUGCACCAAAGCUAAAGAAAAGUUUUUUGAAAUAUUUAGGGUGGAACAUUUACGGUGUCCAAUCUUGGGAUGUACGGAAUAAAAAACUUUGCUGCCGUUAUUAAUCCGCCUCAGGUAAUAAAAUACACAAUAUCUUAAGCUCCAAUACAUGACACUGAAUUAAUUUGAAAAAUUUGCUUAAACAGUUGUUUUUCUCGCCGGGGAUUGGUUCCUGAAAUACGCAAUUGGCGUAUUGGCGCAAUUGGCAACCUCGCAAGCAAGACUCUUUACCUUCACACGCUACGAACGUUCUUGUUUUAGUAAAAAUAAGACUUAUGUGCUGUACUUUAUCUUUUACAGUCGUGUAUCCUAGCUGUUGGUCAAACAGAGAAGAGAAUAAUUCCUGAUGACAACACUGAACAAGGGUAAGAAAGAUUGGAGUUUAGAGAACUGAUAGAGUUAUCCAUUAUAAAUAAAGUUUAGUUUAGGUUUCCUCCUGUAGUAACACUGGAUCAAUAAGAGAAUCUGAUGAUCCUUGCGCUGAACCUCUAGGGAGAACAGUUUAGAACUGAUAGAGCUAUCCAGUAUAAAUAAAGUUAGUUUAGUUUAAGUUUCCUCCUGUAGUAACACUGGAUCAAUAAGAGAUGACCCUUACUGGACCUCUAGGAAGAACAGUUUAGAACUGACAGAGCUAUCCAGUAUAAAUAAAGUUAGUUUAGUUUACGUUUCCUCCUGUAGUAACACUGGAUCAAUAAGAGAUGACCCUUGCUGGACUUCCAGAGAGAACAGUUUAGAACUGGCAGAGUUAUCCAGUACAAGUUUGAUAAAGUUGCCUGUGUUUUAGUUUCAGUCAAGCCAUGAUGUUAAGUGUAACACUAAGCUGUGAUCAUCGUGUGGUUGAUGGAGCUGUUGGAGCUCAGUGGUUGCAACAUUUCAAGUCAUAUCUUGAAAAACCUGCUACACUACUGUUGUAGGACAGAGCAGUGAACCAUUGACUCUACACGUAUUUUAUAUGGCAGAGACUGACUGUUAAAAACAAGUGCAGAGCAAUAGUCACUAACUGUAAUCUCAUCUCAGGAAAACAAGGCAAGCUCUGCUACACUGACAGAGUUAUCUGAUAGAAUUUAUGAAAUUUAAACCAAUAUUUUAUUAACGUAAGCUGAUGUAUUUUAAAGAAACAACAAACGUCUACGAUGUAGAUACUAAAAUGUUGCUUCAAUACUGGCCUCACAAUAAUACUGGAUUAAGGUAAAGAUGUUAAAGCCAGUUUACAGUAGUUCUCUGAUUUGAUGUAUUUAAUAACUCGGUAAGUUACUGCAUGUACUAUUAAGUAUAGAGUUGUAGAUGGUUCUCCUGUGCUCUGAGGGUUUUUUCUCUGGGUAUAAUGCCUGGUUUACACUAUCAAAGUUUCUGUGAUCACAGUAGGAAUUUUGCAUCGGUAAGUUUUGAAGAUUUGUUAGAAAUGUUUGAGGAAACUGACUCGGUGAAACUGACUCGGUUGCACUUGGUAGCCAGUGACGUCCUGGAGCACGUGCC